Messenger RNA from Xyrauchen texanus (razorback sucker), 5238 nucleotides. Its product is annotated as epsin-1-like. Lineage: Eukaryota; Metazoa; Chordata; Actinopteri; Cypriniformes; Catostomidae. Gene Ontology annotation, molecular function: clathrin binding; phospholipid binding. Gene Ontology annotation, cellular component: clathrin vesicle coat; endosome; plasma membrane. The record is from RefSeq and is a predicted model, not a curated record. The transcript has 9 exons. The coding region runs from base 119 to 1510 and encodes 463 amino acids. Gene Ontology annotation, biological process: endocytosis.
ACUUUUUUGACAGGUAGUCGUGAACGGAAGCGGAAAUUUCCGCUAGGCGCUGGAAAAGCCUCUCAUCUUCUCUCCCGUCCAUUCCCCCCCAAAGGAAAAGGUCACAAAAACCACCAUCAUGACUCAUUCAAUGCUGCGGCGACAACUGAAGAACCUUGUUCAGAACUUUUCUGAGGCAGAAGUCAAAGUUCGAGAAGCGACCUCUAAUGACCCCUGGGGGCCAUCAAGCUCGCAGAUGGCCGACAUCGCCGAUCUUACCUACAAUGUGGUGGCAUGUAACGAGAUUUUGUCCAUGCUCUGGAAGCGCCUCAAUGAUGACAAAAAUUGGAGGCAUGUGUAUAAGGCUUUAACUCUUCUUGAAUAUCUGUUGAAAACGGGCUCUGACCGCAUCCCUCAGCAGAGUAUGGAGAACAUGCACAUUAUUAAAGCCCUAACAGAAUACCGCUUCACUGACAAGGAUGGAAAGGACCAGGGGGUUAACGUGAGAGAAAAGGUGAAGAGUGUGCUUGUGCUGAUCGAAGAUGAGGACAAGCGGAAAGAAGAGAGAGAAUUUGCUAUGAAGACGAAAGACAAGCUGACAAAGGCUCCCAAUGUGUCCUCAGCUACAGGCCCAGAAAAGGAAAAGCCAGAGAUUCCCCCAUAUACUGGGCUGCCCUCCCUGGACAACAUCCCUUCAGUGGCUGACCUGACUGCCUCUAUGGCUAGGAAGAAGGAAGAGCAGAAACGUCUUGAGUCAGAGAGGAAAGAGGCAGAGAGACGGGCAAAGGAGGGUGACACAGAGCCAGAUCUUUGGGAACAAGCAGCAACAGCAGCACCUACAUCAAACUCCAAUCCCUGGGGAGCCCCAUCUGAUACAUCCAUUGAAUCCGCCCCUUCUAAUGACCCAUGGGGUGGAUCUGCUGAUGGGAAAAGUGAUUCUCCUCCCGCCAAUGAUCCAUGGGGCAACUCUUCAGGAGAUUCAGAAGAGAAACCCCCGGCAUCGAAUGAUCCAUGGGGGGCUCCAGCCAAAGCGCCAAAAGACUUUGAGCCUGCAAAUUCAGAUCCCUGGGGGGCAUCGACAGAUACUGUACAGGAUUCAGCAUCUGCAACCUCUGAUCCCUGGGGGGCGCCAUCGGAAGCACCAUCAGCCAAGUCUGAUCCAUCUGCUGAUCCAUUUGGUGAUAAUUCAAAAGCAGAUAAUGACCCUUGGGGCACAGCAGCUUCUUCACCGCCCACUGCCAAUGACCCCUGGGGUGCCUCAUCUGCUCCAUCUGAUACAAUGACAACCGAUUACCCUUUUGGAGAUGGAGGAAAAUCAGAUCCAUGGGGAGCGACUUCUGAGAACAGCAACGGAACAGGUGACAACACCACUAAACCUGCUGAUGAGACCAAAAAGCCAGCGUCCUUCCUUGGUGAAGGUGCUUCAUUGGUGGAUUUUGACUGUCUUAUGUCAGUCAAGCCCAAACCUAAACUGCCUCCUCUCAAUGCCAUCUCCCCCUCUACCCAAAAAGCCCAGGGUAAGGAAGGCUGAGUGAAAGAGAGAGAGAAACCUUGACAAUAAAAGCAACUGAGAAAGAGAGAACCACUGUAUAAAAUCUGUUUAUUUCUAAGUGUUUGUGAUCCAGUGUUUUUCAAGCCUAGUUCAUAUAGUCAUGUGGAACAUAACCUUUAUGUAGUUGAUGUAGAUAUCAUCUCUGUUGGGUUUAUAAAAACACAACCUUCUUUGUCCCCACCUCUGUAUGCUAUCUACUUCCUUUGUUACCCAUCAUCCCAUGUUAUCCCCCAUUACCCAUCAUCCUUUUUGUUUGCACACUUUCAACUUUCAUCAUUCAUAGGUUAUUUUGCCAGUUACAGGCAUGACCAGGCCAUUGAGCAGCAACAUGUCCAAUGUGGCCAGUUCUGCUACACUUCCAUCAAAUCCAAAAUAUUUUUGGAUUUAACUUCAUCAUUCCUGGUUUCAGUGCCCGUCAAUAAUAGCCUUGGGAUGCCUGUCGACUACAUUGCCAGACCAGAAAUACAAGCCUUUCCAUGUUGACAAUGCCCAAUAUAGGAUUUCCCAUGAUAAAUCCGCACAAUGCACCAAGAAUGGUACAACCUGGCACUGCUGAGACUUUUAUUGGUGAGCUAUAGGGUUGCCACGGUGUUACCGGUUUUACUCGGGACAAGGGACAACACCAGUGUGAAAUUUUAUACUGGUUAUGAAUGGAACUUCCAAUAUCUAUACAAUAUCCUAACGAAUAAAAUAACUUUUAAUAAAGAAUAGUUGCCUAAUGAAGAGUUUGCGACCCAUGAUAAAUGAACCUAAAUAACACAUUGAAGGCCAGAUGUUUUUUACCAACAUACAGUAUCAAAUUACACAGACAGGAAAGUAUGCGCACUGACAAAAUACGUUUUAUUGCAGGUAGCAAAUAUAAUGUGCAUGGUGGGCAACUGUAAGAUGUCUCGGAUUCGGAAUAACACAAGAAAUGCUGUUUGAUACACAGACACACAGAAAGAAACUGUUAAAGAAACACUCUUUAUUAUAUUUUUAAGAACAGGUGACCGAAAAGCCGUCUAUGCGCAUGUCUGACACGCUGUUUGUUCGGAGGCAUGCAGUCUCCUUGAACACGAGUAUGUAAAAUGUUCUCACUCUUUCUUUGUUUCAGUCUUAUGAAUUUUUUUUGCUAGAAAAGUAUCGUCUAUAAGAAUGCUGUAAAUGAUCUCAGACAUCUCGGCUCAGGAGGUGUUUUGAGUUCAGUUCGCUUAAUUUCCACAGAGCAGUUCAUUGUGAACGCAACCCUGCAGCCUAUACAUCUGUGAUUAAAUCAUAAAAUAAUACAAAAACACAUUCACCUCGAACCUGUAUUGUAACUUUCCACCGUUGUCAUAGAUGGAUACUUGCCUGACGGUAAAUGGAAAGGUGGUUAUAUAUGUUUUUUUGAUUUUACAACUUUGCUUUUUUGUAUAGUUUGAAGUGCAAUUUGAAUUUAGAAAUGUCUUUGGUGCAAGUUUCACUAUGCUCAACGACAACCACGCACAACUCACCACGUGCCUCACAGAGAGCAAGAACGACAUUAUAGCGACCAUUACGAGGUUAACCCAACGUGACUCUACUCACCCUAGCAACCGGGCCAAUUGGUUGCUUAGGAAGCCUGAUUGGAGUCACUCUGCACAAGUUUUUCGUUUUUUAAAUAAAUGAAUUGAAUUCUCAAUGAAUAAUCGAUAAAGCAAGAAUAUUCACCGAUCCCUCAGCCGGGGGGGUUGAUGAUGUAAUUGUCAUUGUUUAUUCACACAUUCAAAGUCAUUACCCUUCUGAAGCAGCUAAACUGGGUCCUGGGAUGAAAGGUAAUAAAACGCCAACAUUAAACCCGCAACAAGCCACAAUAAAUGAUGUAUUUGCCCGGACAACGAAAUAUACGACCGGUAGCCCAUGAUGGAGAGAAUGCACGGAUGAAGUUGGUUUGUUGCCAAAGAGAUGUUGCCCUUCACAAAUGUUGAAAAGCCAUAUUUUAAAAAGUUAAUUGCACUUCAGUUUUUUCAGUUUCAUUUGAAAUUUUAGUUAAAUAUAAAAUAAAGUUGAAAGUUUGAAAUCAAUCUGCCUUGCAUUAUUGUGUAGGAUAUUGCUUAACGAAAACUACCCAAUAGUACCACCUAGCAUCCAACCAGCGGUAACACCGGUGUUAGUCGGUUUGAACAUGAACGCCACACUGGUGUGACAAUUAUGAUACCGUGGCAAGUCUAGUGAUGUCUUUCACAGGAGUGGUUAUCCCACAAGCUGGAGUUCCACAGCAAACUCCACUUGGUUUGGGUUCCUGGAACUGGGACACCUGGCAAGGGAACUAAAAAAUGUGGAGUUCUCCAAGGAUCAUCCAUUCAUCCCAACCAUUUCCUUGUCCCCUCCCCUUUUAUUGAACCUAAUUAUUGUGUAUUUAAAUAUAAAUGCACAUUGAUGAACUGUAAGUGUUUUCAUUCUGGGGAGAAAAGCACUCCAGCCUUUCUAACAAGAUGGACUGUGAGAAUUGUCCAGGUGUUUUGUUUAUUAGCUCUUUAUCUAAUAUGUUAUUAUAGAAUCCAUCAAGGUCCCAUAUGUUGAAGAUUCAGGAAAGCUUGCCAUGAACCUGAUACAAUUUGCCUGCCAGCAAGCAGAUUUGACAAGUGUUGCUCAGGUAACUGAUAACAGCUGGAUAAACCUUAAUCUUGCUUCGAAGGGUGAAAACCCUCAUCUUUAUCCUGAAAGGUAUCCGGCUAACCAAGUAAACCACAUCUAAAGAGUGGGCCCAAUUUUGUGUAACCAGCAUUGAAUAUUGUUAUAAAUCAACAAAAGUGGUAUUCUUUACAACAUUCAGAGUGAUGCACAUCAGUAUAUAAUGUCAAAAUGUGGCUCCUAUUAUGAUGAGAGAAUUUUCAAUCAUAAAAGUUGUAAUGCUUAUGUUGCUGUGAUGUAAUGGAAGAGGUUUAGAUGAAUCUCUAUCAAAACUCAGAGGAUCUGAGGAACUUUUUUUUUUUUUUACAUUUUUGAGUAUAGUUAGGGUUUUUUUUUUGUCAAAUUUCAUUUAAAUCCAAAUUACACUGCAGUCACUCUUAAGUGACGAUCAUGCACAAUGUUUUUGUUGCUUGUUUGGAAUGGUGUUUAUCUUUUAGUUCAUCAUUUUACAUGGUUAAGUCUUAUUUCACUGCUUUAACAACCUGCACAUGAAACAUCUUCUCAUGGAACACACUACGAGACUUAGAAAGUACUCUCAAGUUCCACCAAAACAUGCAGACGCAUAGAAACACUCCGACAUCAAAGCUAAAGACGGUCCAACAAAAUGAUGAAGUAUGUUACUUUUAUUUUUUUUUAUUUUAUUUUGGCCAGCCAGUGUAUGAUAUGUUUGAAUAUUGACAUAAAUACAUUUUUGUUCUUUCUCUAAGAUGAAUAAUUAAGAUGUAUCUUCCUUGGCUGUCUGAUCAUUGUUGCAAAUGUGUUAUUUAUUUAUCCUAAUUUUAUUAAAUCUUUUCAGUUGUUCUUUAUAUUUAUUCUGUCAUUUAUUUAUAGAAAGAGAUUUAUGGAACAUUUGCAAAAAUUAAAAAAAGAACACUUUUUAUUCUUUAUGUUGAUGACACAUUCUACGCAUCAUUCUUUAUUCACUGGAUAUUGGUUUUAUUUUCAUAUUCGCUGUUACUGCAAUUUCAUGCUCAGUUGCAGUUUUAUUUUGUAUUAAAUAUGAAUAUAUUUAUUUUACCAGCUAUGGUAAAGAUGUGGUGUUACCUGUGAAAGUGAUCAUUUAAGAAUAAAGUGUC